GACCCAGGGAAGGAGGAGUAGAACAUAAAAGAAAUACCACCAAAUAUGUCAGAACAGACGGUGCAACACAAGGUCCAAAAUUUGGUUUUGGAUGCUGGUCCAUUGAUCACACAACCUGCAUCUCAGCUCCAACAACUUGCAGACUGUUUUUUCACCACUCCAGGUGUCUACAAUGAGUUGAAAGAUGAGGCGGUGAGAAACCAACUCAUUGUCUGGGGUGAAACUUUGAAAGUGAGACAUCCAAAGAAAGCGUCCAUCGAAGCAGUGGUUCAUUUUGCAAAGCUCACUGGUGAUUCCACAGUUUUGUCGCAAAAUGAUUUACACAUUAUUGCAUUAGCCUAUGAAAUAGAGGUCGAGUCUAACAAUGGUGUGUGUAGACUUAGGAAGUUCCCAGGAGAAGUGAGGGAAGAAGACAGACAGUUUAUCGAGGAAUCGAAAAGAAAGAGAGAACAAAAAUGGAGAGAAUCACAACUAGCAAAUCAAUCGAUUGCCGUUCAAGAGGAGGAAGACAAGGAAGAAAGCUCUGGUAAGAAGUUUGAUUCUGAUGGCUUUGAGAUCGUCGUCAGGAAAUCGAAAAAAGGAAGAAGGCCCGCAAAACAGCAACAGGAAGAGGUUGCUCAAAGCGAAUCCGUGGUUCUAGAAGCUGCCAAGGACGAAAUUAACGAACCAGCUAACGAGGAAGCCAACGAAGAAAAGUUGAACGCAGAAUAUGACGAGGACGACGAUUGUGGUGAUUGGAUUACCCCUGAAAACAUAGCCGCUACAAUUGCGAAGGAAGAAAACUCAGAUGAAGUGGAAGCGGAGGCUGACAACCUAACUGAAACACAAAGCCCAUGUGCUUUAGCAAGUGGAGAUUUUGCCGUACAGAAUGUUGCUUUACAGCUGGGAAUGAACUUGAUGAAUACCAUGUCCGGAUUACAGAUAAGAAGAUUGAGAAAUUACAUGUUGCGUUGCCACGCCUGCUUUAUGCUAGUUCCAAUUCCAAAGGAUACGACGCCAAAACAUUUCUGUCCCUCAUGUGGCGGUGCCACACUUCGUCGUAUUGCGGUAUCUGUGAAUUCAGAAACUGGUAAGAUCACUCCUCAUCUAAAGAAAAAUUUUCAAUGGCGUACGAGAGGUAACGUUUUCUCAAUGCCCUCUCCUUUAUCAAAGAACACGUCUAAAAAAUAUGGUAACAAAGGUUACCAGCAUCGUGGAAACGACAAAAUCGACACGGGAUUUUUCAGUGAAGAUCAGCGUGAAUACCAACAGGCAAUCAAGAAUGCCAAGUGGCAACAACGUCAAAACGAAAAGGCACUCGAAGAUUUUAUCGGGGGUGGAUCUGCAGAUAACUGCAUAUCUCCAUUCUUCACCGGUGCAGAUGUGAAGCAAGUUCAUGUUAAGGUAGGGAAAGGCAGGUUUGCCAACCAAAGCCGAAAGAAGCACUAGCGAUCUAGAGGACAUAUAUUUACCGUGUAAUAUAUCUUGAGUAAUAUUUAGGACAUAAUUUUGUCCGAAAACUAAACGUGAGCGAGUAGAUUAUGUCAG
Messenger RNA from Pichia membranifaciens NRRL Y-2026, 1527 nucleotides. RefSeq lists its product as hypothetical. Lineage: Eukaryota; Fungi; Ascomycota; Pichiomycetes; Pichiales; Pichiaceae. Gene Ontology annotation, molecular function: RNA endonuclease activity. Bases 46 to 1428 code for a protein of 460 amino acids. The record is from RefSeq and is a predicted model, not a curated record. The transcript has a single exon. Gene Ontology annotation, biological process: ribosomal small subunit biogenesis; maturation of SSU-rRNA. Gene Ontology annotation, cellular component: preribosome, small subunit precursor.